AUGGGUGCCAAUGGCACAAUAGAGAAAUCGACUGUUGAGUGCUUGAAAGUGGAGCAUUUGGAUCUUGGAGAAGUCCGAAGUCAUCGCUCACUACGGCUUCAUUCCCCUGAUCAUCGUUAUUGGCAUGAACUUCGAGCCGAAGCCCCCCCAGCUCUACCAGCUACUCAGCCCUAUAUGAUUCAGAUCCCCCUUCAAUCCAUACAUUUAGCUAGUUCACUUCCCUAUCUGUCGAAUCUACACCGUGUGCUUAAGUUAGAAUUGGGCAGAGAUAGUAGUAUGUGA
This is a messenger RNA of Linum tenue, 282 nucleotides long. The record is from the annotation of a GenBank genome assembly. NCBI's taxonomy places the organism in Eukaryota, Viridiplantae, Streptophyta, Magnoliopsida, Malpighiales, Linaceae.